Molecule: messenger RNA, 2355 nt
Organism: Phytophthora sojae
Lineage: Eukaryota; Oomycota; Peronosporomycetes; Peronosporales; Peronosporaceae
Exons: 3
Coding region: 1-2355 (784 amino acids)
Source: RefSeq, a predicted model, not a curated record
AUGCAUUCUCAAAAGCGAUGGUCGUAUAAUGUUUUUGUGUGUCUGUUAGACCCUCAAAGACGUGCCUUCGCUAAAUCCGAGUACGGAGAGUCCAUUUUUCCUUACCCACUGAAUGAUCUGGUCUCUGUCAAAGAUCUUGAGCCGGUCAGUGCUGCAGUGUGUGGGUUUCUAUACGCGGAAUUGGGCCCGAUUGACGAGGCACUGCGGUACUUCGACGCCACCAUGAAGAAGAUGCACACAGUGAGACCCAUCUCAGUCAGCUGUGCAUUUGGCGUGUCGGUCCAAGCUGCCAUGGGCCUCUGCUACCAUGCGAAGCACGACCGGCAUGAACCUGACUGCGGACCCGGCUCUGCGGCAGCGCUGGGACUUCCUGGCGCCGUGGUGCAAGGCGCUCGAGGGGCGCAUCCGCUACGCCGUGAACGCCCCAGUCGAGCGUACACCAAGGCUCUGAAGCAGAUCGCAGCUAUCGCCGAGGAGCUCAAGCCUGGAAGUACUGGAAUUGACAUUGAGAUUCCGGUUCAAGUGGGGUUUCGAGUCAUGGAUUUCAUGUUUUACGGAGUGCUGAGCGACAUUUUAGGGGCGCUGGAGGACAUUCGUGCGGCUGAACUGGUCAUCGAAGACGAGUGGGGGACGUACGAGCAGAACCCCAAGAAGAAGAAGAAGAAGAAGAAGACGGUGGCGGUGGAGCCUGGAGCGCUGAGAUGCACUUUCGUGCUAGGACCGAUGAUCGCGGAUUUCCAUGACACGCCCGUUUCGGUAGAUGUGGCUAACAAGAUGCAGGCCAUGGUGAGGGAUAAUGCCAGAUUUUCGCAGGUGAAUCUGUGGACGCAUGUUGAUCGGACGCUGGAGAAGAAGAAGCACGAUGGGAGGGUCGCUUUCAGUCAGCUCAUGGCGUCGGUGUUCGACAGCACUCUUCGAACUCCUGAGCUCGCGAAUGGUAGAGAACUUCCUCAAGCGGUUCAGGUGAGUGGCGACUCGGAGCCGCUGCAAAUGGGUACGGUGCAUUUGGAGUGCACGAGCUUGGUCGGACCUCGCAACUUCGAGUCUAUGUGCUCCGCCAUUGCGACCAGCCAGACGACCAAGAGGCUCUCGAUGCAGCUGGAGAUGGAUCUGGACGACAACUCGAGUGUGCACUGGUGGAAGUGGCUGGCGUACGCGCUGUUCUCCAAGCGAGCGAAGGCAUGUUCAGCCGUUGAAGCGCUUGCUCUGAUUUCGAUCCGCAGUAUGAGUGUUGAAGACAUCGAGGCCUUUGCAGCCGUGCUGGUGUCCAAGCAUCCAGAAGAAGAGCUCUUUGGUUGCUCUCGUGGCGAAGGUGAAGAGCGAGAUGCGACGGUGAAGGCAGGCUCGGCGCUCUUCUGGGAGAUGAACAAGCGAGGCCACCCUCGUCGAGGGUCCCAAGCUGUGACGAGCGAGCUCCCUAAAUGUGUGAGGACGUUCAGUGAUGACGGUGUGAGUGAGUGGGUGAAUGCGUUGGUCCCUGGAUACGGGCGGUGUUUUGUCCGGCGUGGAGAUUUGGACUUUGAUGAGGCUCCCACUGCACUUGAGACGUCUUCUGGUGUGACGGAACUUCGUAUCGGCUUUGACAAAGUGGACCCGUCAGUGUCGGAUGGCCUGUCGGCUUUCCUCGCGACUAUUGGCUCCUCACUGAAGGUUUUGACUCUGGAUAUGACGCAUCUCGAGGUGGACGUGAACGCACUGAUUCGGAGCUGCCCCAAGCUUGAGCAAUUGACGCUUUGUGGAUGCGAGAUGGCGGACAUGCUGCUGGACUUCAGCGAGUACCGCAAGAGGAACGAGCCUAUCCCAGAGCUCUCGUUUGAGCAUGAGAGCCUCAGUGCACUCGCUGUUGAGCUGAACAACGAUUACAGUCCACUGACGAAGUGUCUACGCCGGCUGCAAGUCCACCUCAUCGACCAGUGGGCUGCGUGGGGGGUCAUUGUUGCCGACCACAACAACCGCCCCGCCUUCCAGGCCGGCUUGAGAGCACUCCUCGACAUGCUCGGAGUGAACGAGACGCUGGAGUUUCUCGACGUGAUCGUUCCGUUCGGACACUUCAUCUACCUGAACGACUUCCGACAGUACCACCUGACGCCCAUCAACAGAGCCGCCAAACUGCCCACAGAGACCAAGACUGCCUUCCUGAGCGUCUUCUCAGCGCGUGAAAAGCUGGCGGAACGCAACAAGAAGCACAAGAGGCGAGUGACGAGGGCGACGCAGUCUGUUCGGCCUUUGUGUCGGCUGGACCAGCACGUCUUGUACAACAUCUUUGAAUUCGCAGCUCCCCGUGUCCUCCGCCAAGUGUAUCUGCGCGACCCACCCCGCAAUGAGUUAGAUGAACCAGAACGACUGCCGAUUUAG